UUAUUUUAUUAUAUUUAGUAUUUUAAUAAUAUUAUUUAAUUAUUUAAAUUAAAUCAGUAUAUUUGUUGAUUUUGAUAGAUUCGAAUAAUAAUUUUAUAAAUCUAAAGGAUAUGGAUUUGGAUUCAAAUACCUUCACUGUGGACUUUCCAGUAAUCGAUCCCCUAACAUUAUCUACCCAAAGUAAUUAAUUGCCUAGCAUUAUCACCCCUCUUCAUUUAUUCCGGAUUUGUGUUAUGAAACCUAGAAUACAUUUAUUGCUAAUCUAGCAUAAAAAAAGGGUUUUAAGUAAUAAAAUCCAAUGUAUCGCAAAAAAAAAACCCAUCAACUAAUAAUUUGAUGGAAAAAAUUCUCAACUUUAAUUAUGUUAAUGUUUGUCCACCUCCGUCGAUCAUCUUUACUCGAGGGGUUUAUACUAAACUUUUGUGGUUUUGAAUCACUUACCCGUAACAGUUAGCAGACAAUUAUAGUCACCUAGUAGAGAGUUAUAUUCACCAUUCACCUAUAUAGCAACAUGGCGUAGAGUGAAGAGCAACGUAGGAAAAUCAUGACAAAAUUGUUACAGUUAUACGGGUUUUUAUGCGUAUUUGGGUACUUUUCUAAUAUUGAGUUUAAUUAUGUAUAUUCAGCAAAUUGUUUUAAAAAAAAUCAAAAUUGUGAAAAAAAAAAUUAAAAAAAAAGUAAAAUCUAAGAUAUUUUUUGGGUGAAAACUGCAUUCCAAGGGCUAUUGUUGUAGUGAUACAGCUAUUCUCUUAAUAUUAAAAUUAAAUUACUUUUUAAAAUAUUCAUAUGUAAAAUAAUUUAGAAAUUCUACUUGAUAGAUUAAACGAUAAUGGUGUUCUUAAUUGAUGAUAACUAAGAUAGUUGUAACUUCCUCAAUGAUUCAUUUAAAUCUAUAUUUUAAAUCGUUCAUCACAAGUUCCAGCCUGGCAGAUGUUCUUAAUAGUAUUGACUACUGACACAAUUUUAAUUACUUUUGUUUCUUUUCAGAAAUGACAUAUUGGAUAUUGAUUUAAUUUUAAUUCUUUAUAAAGUGUUAUGAAUAUGUCUAUAUAGGCCCAUAGAUCCAUGUUUUAGACGGUUCUAAACCCUAGUUUUAUAUUCCUAUAUAUAUAUGUAUAUUGUCUAUAGAAUAAUAAUAAGAACAACCAAUUAUUUCUUUUUCUUGUUUCACAGCAUAAAGGGAUUAGUGGACAAUAGAAGUAAUCGAGGCUAAUUAAUUAUCUUUACAAGACAAUCCACACUAUGAAUUCAUAUAUUCAAAAUUAUCGAUCACAAGAUUAGGGUAAGUAUGUGCUUUGCAUAUUUUAUUAAAAUGGCCAGAUCUGAAUUAUUUUGGAAAGGGAGAUGAGCUUUAACAUUUUUUUUAUCAAUUUUAGUAAAAAAAUAUAUCUUCUCCUAUAAUUUAAAGAUCUAUAACGUAAAAAAAAUUCAAAAAUUUUGGACGUUAAAAACCAAUAUUUUACUGGAUCGUGUCCAGAUCUGGCCUAUUUAUGAUAUCACUAAAUUACAUAUGAAUUUCGUUUUAGUAGUUGAAUUGACUGUAUUUACAUCUAUUACUUCGUCUAUGAUGUGCUCAAAUUAUCCUAUAAUAACUCUCUCAAAUAAGAAAUCAAUUAUAGUUUUUAGGAAUCGAAUCCCCAUAGAUGUUAUUUCACAUAAUAAAUUUGGAUUUCAGAUUAAACUAGAUCAAAAUAAUAAAAAGUAAUAAAUAACAAAACAGUAAAUAGAGGAAUUGUUAGACAUGUGGGAAAAUGUACUAGACUUAGGGUUUUAUUCAAGUUGUCAGAACUUACAUCUAUAGAUGCUAAGAAGUUGAUCCUAAAACUCGAAUGCAAUAGUAAGAUACCCAGCUUUCUCUCUCUAAUAUGGAACGAGUAUCGAUCAAUACACCUUUAGAGUGUCGAUUGUUACGCUUUCAAACAAACUUUAAUGAUCAGAUCGAUUAGUUCACUGAGUCAAUUAAAUCAGCGUGUCACUGCGCCUAACAACCCAUUUCAACAGAAUUAUAGUCAGAUAUGAAUCUACUCUCUCAAUUGUCAAUAAUCUAAGUUCAUUUAAUUAUUAUAGAAUGCAAGCAGUAAGAUCAAUUCUGAUGAAAGAUCCUAAUAGUUCACCCUAGUAAUUCUAUAUUUCAGAAGUUCAUUCAAAAUCCUAAAAAAUCCCUAAAACUAACAUGUGAAAUACUCAAACAUGAAAGAUAAAUACAUAAUCAUAGAAAAAAUAUAAAUCAUACAUAAAACCAAAGGCAAAAGAGUUCCAAGAGGAUCAUGAAGGAGUUCUUCUCUUCUCUCCUAAUCUAAGAAAAAACUUAAAGUAAGACAAUAGAAUAAAGCUUAACCGUCAAUAAUGGCUUAGAAAACUAUAAAAACUAGGUAUUAAGUCAUCUAGAGGCAAUUCUGUAAUUUGUGGUGACUUUUUGGUCCACGUCGGUAUUGAAAUAAACUUGGCCCGUCUUCUUGCAUCAGUAUCGUUUGACACGAAGUAUUAGUGUCGAUUGACAUUUCUUCUUCGACAACUUCCUCUCGUGAGUCAGACAUACCACUUUUCAGUAAAACAUGCAUAAUUUUAGAUCUAAUCGUCAUAUGGACCUCAAACCGGUGACAUUGGAAAGAUAAUGCAAAGCUUUGUAUUGUGAUAAAAAAAUGAGCUCAAUCUCUCUGUGGGAAAGCCUCUAUCUGUAGAUACACUUUUGAAAUGGCUUUUUGUAGUCUUACACAUUAAAAAGUUCCAGAAUCUUUACAAUGAUGCAGAACGUACCUAAACUUUUAAAAACUCUAAAAUAGGCUCCAAAUGUAACGUAACAAAUUUAAAUAGAACAUAUAUUCUUACAUAAAAAAUGGAAAAAUCCAUAGUAUAUCAGUUUCAGCUGGUAAAAAAAAAGACAAAUGCUAACAUGUUCUUUUCCUAUUAUGUCAUGUGUUACUUUCACGUGGAUCCACAUGCCCUUAAAUUCGAUGCGUAUUCUAGUGGAACAUGUUGUUGGAAUUGUGUGAGCCCAUGUCCAACUCUAUAUUGUCCUAUUAGUACGAUAUUGUCUACUUUGGGCCUAAGAGCCUGGCCCACAUGGAUUUACUUUUGGGCUCCUUCCCAAAAGGCCUCGUACUAUUAGAGUUGGACAUCUCUUUUUAUAUUAGACUCUCCUUGUCUAAUUCUCCAAUGUGAGACUUAGUUUGUUAUAUCACAUUCUCUCCCUUAAACUAAGGAUCACAUUCAUCUCGUGUCCCACAACUGACUUCUAGGAUCUUUUGACCUGAUCUCUGCCACACACACCUCCCAAUCCUAACUCGAUGGGUCAUGUUCCUACUCGAAGGGUAUUUUGGUCUUCUUGCAGAUUUCUCGUCAAACCGCUCUGAUACCAAUUGUUGGAAUUGUGUGAGCUCAUGUCCAACUCUAUAUUUUCCUAUUAGUACGAGGGUACCCACUUUGGGCCUAAGAGGCUGGUCCGCAUGGAUUUACUUUUGGGCUCCUUCUCAAAAGACCUCGUACUAAUUAGAGUUGGACAUCUCUUUAUAUAUUAGACAUUUUUUUCGAAUUCUCCAAUGUGAGACUUAGUUUGUUAUCUCACAUUCUUCCCUUCAAACUAAGGAUCACAUUCAUCUCGUGUCCCACAACUGACUUCCAAGAUCUUUUGAUUUGAUCUCUGCCACACACACCUCCCAAUCCUAACUCGAUGGGUACCCAUUAAUCUCUCGAAGGGUAUUUUGGUCUUCUUGCAGAUUUCUCGUCAAUCGCUCUGAUACCAAUUGUUGGAAUUGUGUGAGCCCAUGUCCAACUCUAUAUUGUCCUAUUAGUACAAUAUUGUCCACUUUGAGCGUAAGAGGCUGGACCGCAUGGAUUUACUUUUGGGCUCCUUCGCAAAAGACCUCGUAUACUAAUUAGAGUUGAACAUCUCUUUAUAUAUUAGACACUCAUUGUCUAAUUCUCUAAUGUGAGACUUAUGAAUGGUGACCAGGGAACGACGAGGAAUAAUGCAUUCCCUAACGUUUCUAAAAAAAAUUACCAUUCACAAGGAAUAAUAAUUUCCUCUCAUUCCCUUUCAUUCAUUUUUUUUUAGAGAAUUAAAGAACAAAAUUAUUCCUUGUCAAAUUUGAUAAGGAACAACCAUUCCUUUUCAUUCCUGGUAUUUUAUUUCCGUACAUUCCUUUUUUAUUCGUUCCUCUUGUUUCCCGGAUGGUCACCAGUCGGACCCUUAGUUUGUUAUCUCACAUUCUCUCCCUCAAACUAAGGAUCACAUUCAUCUCAUGUCCAAUCGUUGGAAUUGUUAUAUCAACAAUUCUUAAUUGUUAUAUCACACAUGUUUUAGUUUGUGUAAUAAGAUUUAAAGUAUACAAAAAUUAUUUUGCCAUCUGAUCCUUACAAUUUUUAAGCAUAAAACUCUCUAACAAAAUAUAUAGUAAUGAAUUAUAAUGUUAUCGUUGUCGUUUUAAACUACUCAAAUAUAAACCCACGCGUUUCAUAUAGCAAGUGUUCUGUUAACGGAACAAGUGCUUACACCAAAACCGAUACUACUUCAAUAAAACAAAAAAAAAAAACAGAGUAGUACUUCAACCUAGGUUACGAUUAAAACAAAGAAACACAUAAACACAGGACAUAAUGCAUUGAUAAAAAAAGAGUCGCUCCAUAAAAAAACAGAGAGCUUAUGUUUGCCCCUGGUAUGUAUCGUUAUAUGACAAUAGAUUUUUAUUUAUUUAGGAUUAUACAUGGAACAAAAUAAAGCAAGUAGAUCACUGAUGCUCCAAUGAGAGAGUAAGAAAUUAAGGUCAACACCAGAUUUUAAUUGCUAAAAGUAUAAAUUAGAUGUUUCCAGGCCAGCUUCCUUGUUCAUUACGAGCAACUCCAUCUUGAAGAACGUUAAAAAUAUUUUACAGAUUUUAUAUUAAUAUUUAAUAUAAUUUGAUUAAAUAAUUAAAUUUUAUUUUAUGCAUGGUUGCAGAGUAUUUGAAAAACAAAUUCAUAUGAGAUUUCUCUUUCUCUCUCGUUUUAUUUUAUUUUAUAUAGGUUAAAUACUGAGUUAAAAUAGAGUUUAUGAAGCUGCUCUAAUACAUAUGAGGAAAUAUUUCGAAACAGAAAUCAAACUUAUAUAUAAGGGAUACCUCUUAUAUCAUCUCGAUUCGAUCUCUCUUGAGUCUUGAAAGUGAUUAACUUGAUUAAAUAUGGAAGCAGCAAGAAUAGGUCUUGGUCCUAACAAUCUUCAUCUGCUUUGUAAUACAAACAAGCUCUCUCUCUUUCCUCGCCGUUUGCUUCAACACAACGCUUUUUCGUCCAAGAACCCCCUAAAACACGGUUUGUCGUUACGUGUUAGGGCUACUACUGAGAGCAGUAGUGGCGAUCUCGAGAGUACUCGUCCCUUGGCUAACUUUCCUCCAUCUUUUUGGGGAGACUACUUCCUCUCCGUUCAUGUCGACGAAUCCAAAUUUGAUGCCCUAGCGACAGAGAUUGAAUCGGUGAUGCAGCCAAAAGUGAGAGUAAGGCUCUUGUCUCCUGACAGUGGCGACAAGGAGAAGAUUCGUCUCAUCCAUUUGCUUAUCAGUCUAGGUAUAGCACAUUACUAUGAGAACGAAAUCGAAGAGAUUCUAGACCAUGCUUUCAAGAAUUUGGACGCAUUAAUUAAAGACGAAUGUGAUUUGGAAACCAUCGCCAUCAUGUUUGAGGUUUUCAGAUUAUACCGGCACAAGAUGUCUUGCGAUGCUUUCGAUAGAUUCAAAGGUGAAGAUGGGAGGUUGAAGGAGAGUCUAGGCACGGAUAUUAGGGGCAUGCUACAGUUGUAUGAAGCAGCGCAUCUAAGAGCAUCAUCUGAAGAUAUAAUGGAGGAAGCGCUGAGUUUCACAAGGAAUCACUUGGAGUCCCUGGCAAAGAGUGCUAGUCCCCACCUCUCUAAGCAUAUACAGAAGCAAUUGUACAUACCUCGGUAUCUUUGCUCAGAAAUAGUAGUUGCAAGAGAAUAUAUCUCUUUCUACGAACAAGAAGAAGGGCAUGAUGAGACACUGCUCAAGUUUGCAAAGCUCAACUUCAACUUUUGCCAGCUGACUUACGUCAAAGAGCUGAAGGAUAUAACCAAAUGGUGGAGUGACUUGGAUUUUGCAACUAAGCUACCUUUCGUUAGGAACAGAUGCGUAGAGAUCUAUCUUGCGGGCUUAGCACUAUAUGUCGAGCCAAGGUAUUCAGUUGGGAGAGUUUAUGCCGCUAAACUUACAAUGCUCUUAACUUGUGUGGAUGAUAUAUGUGAUGCAUAUGCAACUGUUCCUGAAGUUGCAAGUCUUGUCGAUGCUUUCCAAAGGUGGGAUCUUUCUACCAUUGAAGAACUCCCAAGCUAUAUGAGAAUCAUAUACCGCGAAGUGUUAGGAUAUGUAGAAGAGAUUGAUCGAGAAAUGAGGGCUCGAGGAAGAUCACAGAGUGUUCAACCUACUAUUGAUGAGUGUAAAAGCCUGGUGAUAGCGUAUCUAGAGAUAGCAAAAUGGGCACGCGCAGGUCAUGUGCCAAGCUUCGAUGAGUACAUGAAGGUUGGGUUGCUCACAGCCGGAAUGGAUGACUUGGCAGCUUACGGCUAUAUAGCCAUGCACGAUGACUGUGAUGAGAAGCAGUUGAUCGAGUGGUUCUACUCCAAGCCCAAAAUCAUCCAAGCUUUGAGUUCUUAUUUUCGUAUACAAAAUGACAUAGCCUCCUUUGAGGUAGAAAUGGGCAGAGGAGAGGUAGCAAAUGGUGUCAACUGUUACAUGAAGCAAUAUGGUGUUACCAAAGAAGAAGCGGUAGAAGAAAUGGGCAAGAUGGCUGAGGAGAGUUAUAAAAUAAUGAUGAAUGAGUUCAUGGUGUCAAACAUUACAAUGCCACGGCAGAUAGUGGUGCGAAUCAUCAAUAUUGCACGUGUGAUCGCUGUGUAUUACAGGGAGGGUGAAGGAUUCACCUAUCCCGAUGGAACGCUCAAAGACCGUCUUGCCUCUUUGUUCAUCAAGCCAAUACCUCUUUAAGACGAGAACCAGUCUUUUUAUGAAUUUGUUAUUACUUUUCGAAACAGUAAAGAGAUUUGAAAGUAACAAAGAAAGUAUCUAUUCCCCCCCCCCCACAGUUUUAACCAAUAUUAAACCAGAAAAACCGAAUUCGGUCAAAAUUAACCGCAAAUCCUCCCAAAUAUUAUUCGAGUUUAAACCGAAAUCCAAAGCAGUGGAAACU
This is a messenger RNA of Brassica napus (rape), 7167 nucleotides long. RefSeq names its product terpenoid synthase 25. Gene Ontology annotation, biological process: diterpenoid biosynthetic process. Lineage: Eukaryota; Viridiplantae; Streptophyta; Magnoliopsida; Brassicales; Brassicaceae. The transcript is spliced from 7 exons. The record is from RefSeq and is a predicted model, not a curated record. The coding region runs from base 5154 to 6965 and encodes 603 amino acids. Gene Ontology annotation, molecular function: terpene synthase activity; magnesium ion binding.